AUGUUCGUCCUUUCUCAUCUCAAGGACACUGUGCGGGUACAGGCGCGUGAUUUUGGGAGGGAUCGGGCCACCGUGAUUACCGCAGAGAUCAAUCGGAAGUAUUCGAAUAAGGUUCUUCCAGACCUUGGAUUGUGUAUAGCGCUUUUUGAUUUGCUGGAUGCUUCGGAAGGGAAGGUGCUUUAUGGGGACGGCUGUUUGUAUCACCGAGUCGAGUUCACUUUGGUUGUUUUCCGACCGUUUAUUGGAGAACACAUGAUAGGCACCGUUAAAUCGAGCUCACCCACAGGAGUCCGAGUCUCCCUCAAGUUUUUUGAUGACAUCCAUAUCCCAUAUCGACUGCUACAGACUCCCUCGGCCUAUGACCCGGCACUGAAUGAGUUUUUCUGGGCCUCAGAAUAUUCGGAUCCGGAGUCAGCAGGUUCGAUGCCGGCCGACCUACUCUCUUGCUCGGAAGACCAACGGCUGUACAUGCAAAUAGGCCAGCCGAUUCGGAUUCGGAUCGAGGAGGAACAUUUCUUGGACGUUGGGCCCAAGGAGGCUCCCAAGGCAGCCAAUCCACCACCCGAGGGUGUCGAGACUAGUGCGCUUGAGGAACAGCUUCGGAAACAGAAGGAAGAGGGCAUUCCUCCUUAUAGUCUAGUCGCCUCAUGUGAUGGACCCGGAUUGGGUAUCUUAGCCUGGUGGCAAUCAGAAGACGGCCAGGAAGAUCAAUAA
Molecule: messenger RNA, 714 nt
Organism: Puccinia triticina
Lineage: Eukaryota; Fungi; Basidiomycota; Pucciniomycetes; Pucciniales; Pucciniaceae
Exons: 7
Coding region: 1-714 (237 amino acids)
Biological process (GO): transcription initiation at RNA polymerase III promoter; DNA-templated transcription
Cellular component (GO): RNA polymerase III complex
Source: RefSeq, a predicted model, not a curated record